Oryzias melastigma (Indian medaka) is the source of this 823-nucleotide messenger RNA. Its product is annotated as zymogen granule membrane protein 16-like. The transcript is spliced from 4 exons. Lineage: Eukaryota; Metazoa; Chordata; Actinopteri; Beloniformes; Adrianichthyidae. The coding region runs from base 102 to 599 and encodes 165 amino acids. The record is from RefSeq and is a predicted model, not a curated record.
ACAAACGGACUAUAAAAGGUAGAGAUGACAUGUAGGGAUCAUGUGAAGAACACGCACACAAGACAAACUUUUAUCUGUCUGCAGGACACGACUCCAUCAGAAUGCUUUUUGCCGCCAUCUUUGCUCUGCUUGCAACUUCUGCAGCAGCUGACUUCCUGCCUCUGUACUCGUACUCCCCGUCAGUGGGAUCAGGAAGUGGAAGCUCGUACACCGUCACUGGGCAGGGACGGAUCACUGCCGUCAGAGUCUGGGAAUACUACAGCGGCUACAUCAGAGGCGUCCAGUUCCGCUACGGCUAUAGUUGGUCCAACAUCGCCGGCUACACAUACGGAUACCCCCAUGAGAUGGAGCUGUACGACGGUGAAGCCAUCGUCCAGAUUUCUGGAAAAUACUCUCACUACCUGCAGACCAUCAUCUUCGUCACAAACCGAGGUCGCUCCCUGUUCGUGGGGCAGCCGUCCGGCACUUCCUUCAACAUGUACCCCGAACACCAGGAGACGGAGCUGGUCUUCAUCAGCGGACGCUAUCACGGAGGCCUCACCUCUCUGGGGGCCCACUGGGCCGUGGUCGACCCCACCUUCAACAUGACCGCCCACUAACUGACUAAAUAGUCGUUUAUGUUUGUUUUUAUUGAUUGUGAGCAUUUUCCGUCCCAAAUCACGAACUUUGAUCAUGUUUGGACAAAGGAAAGCAGUGAUUUAUCCUCUAAAGUGAAACAAAUAAAUGAAGCCUGUAAUGCAUUUGAUUUUAGUAAUCUUAUAAUAAUAUUUAAUCCUAUUGUAAUCUAAGACUCAAAUUAAAUAAAGAAUAAUUAAAAAGUUGA